Messenger RNA from Cokeromyces recurvatus, 1361 nucleotides. RefSeq lists its product as uncharacterized. The transcript is spliced from 3 exons. Gene Ontology annotation, cellular component: membrane. Gene Ontology annotation, molecular function: serine-type endopeptidase activity. Bases 1 to 981 code for a protein of 326 amino acids. The record is from RefSeq and is a predicted model, not a curated record. Gene Ontology annotation, biological process: proteolysis. NCBI's taxonomy places the organism in Eukaryota, Fungi, Mucoromycota, Mucoromycetes, Mucorales, Mucoraceae.
AUGAAUAGAAAUAGAGAACUAAACCAAUAUAGAACACCAAAGCAAAGGGGAUUGUUAUUUAGACAGUUAUUUGGGAAUGCCCAAUACCCUAUCUUUACUUGGGCGUCUGCAGCAAUUAUGGUAGGUGUAUUCAUCUACGAGAUCAUCAGAAAUCAUCAGUUAUCUGGUAGUUGGAUUCAAACGAAUCCUUUUAAUCCAAUGAUUGGGCCAAAUUAUAUGGCCCUUGUAACUAUGGGAAGUAAAUUCGUGCCUUGUAUGAGAGCAAUAACACAAUACUCCCCAACAACUUUACUAGGAAACUGUUAUUCAUCUUUAGAAGCUACUUGCACAAUAGAACAAGUAUGUGGAUUUGGUGAAUUUCAUGGAGAAGAACCUCAUCAAAGCUUUAGGUUUUUUACACCAAUAUUUCUACAUGCAGGCGUUAUCCAUAUUUUGAUGAAUUUAAUCACUCACUUUCAAAUAGGUAGUGAUGCUGAAAGGGAUUUGGGUUUAAUAAGAUAUAUGAUUUUAUAUCUUUCAUCAGGUAUAUGGGGAUUCAUCCUGAGUGGUGUAUUGGCUGGCACAACUAUUUCAUCAAUGGGAUGUUCAGGUGCUUUAUUUGGGCUCGUAGGAUAUACUGUAGUUGACUUGAUUAUGAGUUGGAAGCAAGUUACAAAACCUGGACGUGAACUUGUAAAGUUAUUGCUCGUUAUAAUAAUAUCAUUAGUAUUAGGACUAUUACCAGGCCUUGACAAUUUUGCUCAUAUCGGUGGGCUUAUAAUGGGUCUAUUAGUCUCUACCUUACUUAAGAGCAAACAUCAAUAUGCUUCUCGUUAUUCUAUGAUUAUUACAUGGAUUGUCAGAAUCGUAUCUUUCAUAUUAAUUAUUGUAUUAUUCGUCGUAUUUUUACGUAUAUUUUACACUGCUACUGAUUUAUCUACUGUUUGUCCUGGUUGUAAAUAUCUUUCAUGUCUUCCCGUUAAUGGUUGGUGUGAUAUAUAAAAUUAUUAUUUAUUCUUUUUGUUUUGGUAUACAUAUAAAAAAGAUACUUUAAUUUGUUUCCAAUUUCUUUAAAUGAUUAUAUUUUGGUAAAACUUCUCGUAAAUAGUCUAAAUGUCUUGUGUGAAGUAUUGCUUGUUCCUACACGUUAUAAUAUAUUAACUAUAAAUUUUAUAUCAUCAAACUAUUUCACAUUACCGGUAAUGGCUGACUUUGUGUUCUUCUUUUUGAUUCAGCCCCAUAUAUAACAGUUAAAUCAGGUAUUGUUUCAUUACUUUCCGUUGAGCAACCUGCACCAAAGACACAAUAGUUUCCAACUGCUGUACUACCUAAAAUACGAGAUCUUGCUUCCAUAAUAUUAUUGUUACCGAUACGUGUACCUU